This is a messenger RNA of Hermetia illucens (black soldier fly), 3888 nucleotides long. It is a transcript of the gene Acsl, whose product is annotated as long-chain-fatty-acid--CoA ligase 4. Gene Ontology annotation, cellular component: lipid droplet; plasma membrane; endoplasmic reticulum. Bases 810 to 2957 code for a protein of 715 amino acids. Gene Ontology annotation, biological process: long-chain fatty-acyl-CoA metabolic process; long-chain fatty acid metabolic process; neuron differentiation. The record is from RefSeq and is a predicted model, not a curated record. Gene Ontology annotation, molecular function: palmitoyl-CoA ligase activity. Lineage: Eukaryota; Metazoa; Arthropoda; Insecta; Diptera; Stratiomyidae. The transcript is spliced from 13 exons.
AACUCUCUAUCGCCGUCGGCUCUGGCUGUCGAUUUUCCGUGUCGUCUGUUUACUAUCCGUCGUCGUCGCAUUCGAAAUCAAAUCAAAAUUCGACGAGACAACGUUGGAAACGGUCGUCGGAAAGGAAAACGUGUGUGACACGCAAUAAUUCAGGUGAUUCGUUCGUACCCGAGGCAGAUCGGAAUAGGAAAAAUCAAUUUCCCUCGAUAAGCAGUGACUCGGCUGGAAAUUAGGUUAUAAAACAGAGAGAGGUUCCCGUGCGGGCUGUCGGUCGGUGAACGGCGUGUCGAGAACGAAACAAGGCGUUGAUACUUUCAAUUAAGGCGCGUGAGUCGACGUUCAGUUGUGAGUGAAACUCGGCAAUUUCCUGCGACUUGUAUCCGUGAAACUGUGCGUAAUUCCACUGCUCCAUCGAAAUUAAGUGACUUAGAAGCGCCGGAACUCGUGAAAAGGCCUGGUCGCGGAAAAUACAGAAAUUUGCAAGUGCCGUGAACUGGAAAGAAAGUGCGUUUGUCCUCGUUUUCUCACAUGCAGGCAAGUGGAGCGCUCAGUCAAUAGCGUCGCAGGCCGUAAAUUGGAAUUGAAGGGGGGCUUUGAUUCAAUUGUAUUGUAUUUGUGUUUUGUGUACGGGCCCAUCAUCAAACAUCAAACAAUCUAAAGUGAAACUACACACACAUAUCUAAAUAGGUCACUAAAAAAGACAUUCAUUUUGGAAUUUCAUCGUGGCAUUAAAUUUAUCGACAUAAAAGAAGAUAACAAAAACAGUGGAAUAUAGAGAAAGUGGAUAUUUAUCAUAAAAAGGUCACAAAAUGUUCAUCGAAGAUGACGUCCAGAUGGAAAGCUUCUGGGUCCAGACAGCAAUCGGUGCUUUCAAGGCUAUUGCUUUUGUGUGUGAUAUAAUUACUUUACCAGUGUAUUUAGUGCUACAGCAACCAUGGAAAAGAAGGCAGCUGUCUAGAAGAGUCAAGGCAAAAGUCAUUUCACAAGAUGAUCAACAGAUCACAUAUCGCACGACAGAACCUCCACGCGAAGUUCACGUUAAAAUCCUCCAAAAUAAUAUUGACACAUUGGAAAAAAUUUUCAUUUACGUAACAAAACUCCAUUCGACAAAACGUUGCCUAGGCACUAGGCAAAUCCUAAGCGAAGAAGAUGAAGUUCAAUCAAAUGGACGUGUCUUCAAAAAAUACAACAUGGGCGAAUAUAAGUGGAAAACUUAUAUUGAAGUUGAUAAACUGGCAUCUUCUUUCGGUCGUGGAUUACGUGAAUUAGGACAAAAACCUUUGCAAAAUAUCGUUAUCUUUGCCGAAACACGAGCUGAAUGGAUGAUUGCGGCGCAUGGUUGCUUUAAACAGAAUAUGCCAAUUGUUACGGUCUAUGCUACUUUAGGCGAUGAUGGUGUAGCGCAUUGUAUCAAUGAAACUGAAGUGACAACGGUCAUAACAUCACAUGAACUUUUGCCAAAAUUCAAAACUCUGCUGGAUCAGAUACCAAAGGUUCAUACAAUUAUUUACAUGGAAGAUCAGUUACAUAAAACUGAAACAACCGGUUACAAAGAUGGCGUCAAGAUCAUUCCAUACUCACAGGUUCUGCGGAUAGGAAAGGAUAGCAAAUUCGAGGGCGUCUCACCAUCACCCGAUGACACGGCUAUUAUUAUGUACACAUCAGGCUCGACUGGUACGCCGAAAGGUGUACUUCUCUCCCAUAAAAAUUGCAUUGCAACGAUGAAGGGAUUUUGUGAUUUCGUUCCAAUUUAUCCGGAUGAUGUCCUUAUUGGAUUCCUUCCUCUGGCCCAUGUGUUUGAACUGUUGGCAGAAAGUGUUUGCUUAUUGACGGGCGUUCCAAUUGGCUACUCUACGCCAUUAACAUUAAUUGACACGAGCAGUAAAAUAAUGAAAGGCUGUAAAGGUGAUGCAACUGUACUAAAACCAACAUGUAUGACAACAGUACCGCUUAUAUUGGACAGGAUAUCAAAAGGAAUAAAUGACAAAGUGAAUUCCGGUUCACCACUUACAAAAGCUUUAUUCAAAUUCGCCUACGCUUACAAAGUGAAAUGGACAUCGAGAGGAUAUAAAACACCACUGAUCGAUAAAGUGAUAUUCAAGAAAGUCGCAAAAUUGAUGGGAGGACGCGUCCGUGUUAUGCUGUCAGGUGGUGCACCUUUAUCGCCUGAUACAAACGAACAAAUCAAAAUCUGUUUAUGUGUAGACGUAAUUCAAGGUUAUGGACUUACAGAAACUACUUCGGGAGCAUGUGUAUUAGAUCAAUAUGAUAUGUCAUAUGGUCGUGUAGGAGCUCCAUUAACAAGUAAUGAUAUUAGACUAGUAAAUUGGGAGGAAGGAGGCUAUAGGAUACAAAAUAAACCAUAUCCUCAGGGCGAAAUUUUAGUUGGAGGUGACAAUGUUUCAGAGGGAUAUUACAAGAUGAAGGACAAGACUAGUGAAGAAUUCUUUGACGAAGACGGCAGACGAUGGUUCAAGACUGGCGAUAUUGGUGAAGUUCAUCCAGAUGGUGUACUUAAGAUUAUCGAUCGCAAGAAGGAUCUGGUGAAAUUGCAAGCGGGCGAAUAUGUAUCCUUGGGAAAAGUUGAAGCUGAGCUCAAAACUUGCCCCAUUGUCGAGAACAUUUGCGUAUAUGGCGAUCCAACAAAACACUACACUGUUGCAUUGGUUGUACCUAACCAGAAAUGCUUGGAGGAAUUAGCUGUUAGAAAUAACAUAAACACUAAAAAUUUCGAAGAGCUGUGCGCUUCGCCGGUUAUGGAAAAAGCUGUUAUUAGGGAAAUAGUAGAUCACGCUAGGAAAUGCAAAUUACAAAAAUAUGAAGUUCCUGCCGUCAUCACUCUCUGCAAAGAAGUUUGGUCACCUGAUAUGGGUCUCGUCACAGCCGCUUUCAAGCUAAAACGAAAAGACAUCCAAGACCGAUACCAGCACGAGAUUAACAGAAUGUAUGCCUCAUGAAAAUAGCCAAAGUACUCGUAUCCACCACAACCAUCGGUUCUUAAGGUAUCGAUAAAGUAUGGAGGUACGCAAAGAUAAAAAAUGCAACUACAAUAAUAAUACUUUCAUGAUUUUAUAAAACACAACUCAUUGUAAAGCUUAACGGCAGUGAUGGGAACCUGUUAAGCAAGCAGCGAAAGGGAAGGAAAUGAUAAAUAGCAAUUCUCUUCUAAAAGGAACUAAUUAAGGGAUAAGUUGAUAAUUCGUAUGAGAUGUGUAGUCAGUUUACCACUAGUUCAAGAAAAAGUGUAUAUGUAAGUGUGUUAUGUGAUGUCGGUUAUUAUGCAAUCGAGGAAGCCGAUGAUAUUUUGUAAAUAAAAGAAAAUUUAAGAUCGAAUCAUCUAGUUGACUAUACAACGCAGUAGCUUAUUCUAAAUGAAAAUGCAAAAAAAAUCAACACAAAAUUGUAAGCCAACUAAACGUCAAUGAUAAUAACAAUUGAUUUUGUCAUAUUUAAUGAACACAUAACACAUGAAUACAUGAGGAAAAUAAAAUGUAAAAAUAUCCAAAUAAAUCGCAAAACCACAUUGUAAAUAGAAAAGCAAGUACUUUUUAAAUAAUUUUAUUUCGUACGAGAAGAACGUGAAUUAAUUCCUUUUUUAUUAAGGAUAAUUUAUUAGUUUUUUUCUUUUCCUUCUUCUACUAUUUUGUUAAGAUAAAACCGUUUAAGAAAGUUGCAUAAUAUUUAGUAACACAAAACGAAGUAGGGAUUUUAUUAUAAUUAUUGUUUAUUAAUUAUUGAAACUGUAAAAAAACACAAAAAUUUUCCUUAGCUGAAAAUUGAUGAUGAUUAUAUUAGUUAUAACGUAAUUGUUGUAACAAUGAUAGUUAGGAUAUAGAAGUGAUGAAAGCAAAAACAGAAAAGAAAAGCAUUAAAUUUAAUUCGAUACGA